AGCAGUAGUUGCCAGUCCGUAGUAGCAUGUCCCGUGUUGAAGAGAUCCCUGUUAAAGAGGUAGAGGAGGGUGUCGUCGAAUCCGACACUGAUACCGAUGACGAGAUGCCCACCUUGGAGGCCACCAACGGUGAGGUCCCUGAGGGUGGUGCCAUGCCCGAGAUGCAUGCCAAGCUCAAUCGUGCCGAGAAGAAGGCACGUAGGGCCAUGCAGAAGCUCGGCAUGAAGGCUGUCCCCGAUGUCGUCAGGGUUACCUGCAGGAAGGGCAAGAACAUGCUCUUCGUCAUCUCCGAGCCUGAUGUCAUGAAGGCCCCCCACGCCGACACUUACGUUGUGUUCGGCGAGGCCCGAAUUGAGGACAUGUCCGCCGCCUCUCAGGCCGCUGCCGCUUCGCAGUUCACCUCUACUCCUGAGGUCUCUAACGUCGAGUCCACUGAGGCCACUGAGACCACUGCUGCUGCCGAGCCCGAGGAGGACGAGGGUGAGGUCGAUGAGACCGGUGUUGAGGCCAAGGACAUUGAGCUCGUCAUGAGCCAAGUGAACUGCUCAAGGGGCAAGGCUGUUAAGGCCCUCAAGGCUGCUAACAACGACAUCGUCGAGGCUAUCAUGCAGCUCUCUCCUUAAACGGUGUGCUCAACAACACUACCUGAUUGGCAACAGCGGCAGUUACAUUGUUUCUACCGCAGCCAGGAUA
This is a messenger RNA of Perkinsus marinus ATCC 50983, 693 nucleotides long. RefSeq names its product nascent polypeptide associated complex alpha chain with an NAC domain, putative. Gene Ontology annotation, cellular component: nascent polypeptide-associated complex; cytoplasm. Lineage: Eukaryota; Perkinsozoa; Perkinsida; Perkinsidae. The record is from RefSeq and is a predicted model, not a curated record. Gene Ontology annotation, biological process: protein targeting to membrane. The coding region runs from base 27 to 623 and encodes 198 amino acids. The transcript is spliced from 2 exons.